Symbiodinium sp. CCMP2592 is the source of this 750-nucleotide messenger RNA. The record is from the annotation of a GenBank genome assembly. Lineage: Eukaryota; Dinophyceae; Suessiales; Symbiodiniaceae.
AUGGCAGUCGUGGCGGCUCCCUACCCAGAUACCACGCAGACGCCCUCCGCCUUCCAGGAAGAGACGGAGGCUUUGGCGGGCCGCUACAUUCCUCUAGAAGCAAUUGCUGCAGGGAAUUUUGGCCAGGUGGAGCGGAUGCGUGAUCUCGUCACGGGUGAGAACGUUGCCGUGAAGUCCACGACCCUGACGAGCGAGGAAGGAGUGACCAGCUUCGCGAUCCGAGAGAUUGCGGCCUUGUCGUCAUGCAAGCACACCAACGUCGUCAAGCUAUUGGGUGUCCAUGCUGUGCCGCAGAGCGUGCAUCUCAUCAUGGAGCUGAUGGACAUGAACCUACGGGAGUACAUGAGGAAGGUCCUCGAGGGAUCCUUCAAAGAGACGCUGCGCCCUGCGUUUCGGCAAAUUCUGGAAGGGGUCGACUGCUGUCACCGCAGCGGCUUCAUCCACCGCGACUUGAAACCGCAGAAUAUCCUCGUGGACGUGAAGACAGGCACCCUCAAAGUUUCCGAUUUCGGCCUCGCCCGUCGUUGUUUGCCAAUGGACAUUCGAAAUGGCCCUUUCACCAAGCUCGUGAUUACGCUUUGGUACCGUCCGCCUGAGCUCAUUCUCUUCGACCGCCAGCAGUGCCGGUACGGAUACACCGUGGACAUGUGGUCUUUGGGCUGCAUCCUUGCAGAGAUGGCCACGGCGAUGCCUUUGUUCCCUGGAGACUCGGAGAUCGACACGUCCCGUGGCCUACGAAGAGAUGCGUAA